Messenger RNA from Drosophila sulfurigaster albostrigata, 949 nucleotides. Its product is annotated as BAG family molecular chaperone regulator 2. Bases 119 to 844 code for a protein of 241 amino acids. Gene Ontology annotation, molecular function: protein-folding chaperone binding; adenyl-nucleotide exchange factor activity. Gene Ontology annotation, biological process: protein stabilization. The transcript has 4 exons. Lineage: Eukaryota; Metazoa; Arthropoda; Insecta; Diptera; Drosophilidae. The record is from RefSeq and is a predicted model, not a curated record.
AAGAUUCAACCAUUUCAGAGCAACCAGAAAUUGCUGGAAAAUUCGACAGCCCAAGAGAAUUAGUGUCAAAUUAGUUGUUGUCUUGUGUGUGUGUGCGUGCAUAAGAAAAGAAAACGAAAUGUUUGAAAAUUUGUUGGGUAUUUUUCGAAAACGACGACGCUGUGAAGAAGAACAGUUGCCAUCUGAUCCGCGAACCAGCAUUAAUAAUAAUUACGACAGCGAUGAUGAGAAUAAUGAUGUCGAUGACGUUGAGUGUCCAGCUGCGUGGAACGGCGCACAUAUUAACAACUUGCAAAUCGAUAGGCCUUACAAUGUGAACGAGCGAUUUGUUACAAUACUCGAUCAGUUGGAUGCGCGGGUGGAGAAGUUCCGCAAGGAUGCAUUGAAUUUACAAGAGAAGAAAGACUACCUCUUAAUGUCCAUGGAUCUCAUCAAGAGCAAUGAGAUGCUGCAGAGCAUGACCGAGGCUGAACGUGAAGAGAUUAUGCUCUACAUUCAACGAGUCAGCUCACGCCUGGGCACCGUUGAGCUCAAUGUACGCACUGUGAGAGAUGUAUCCCAGGAGGAUUCUCUCAGCCAGAUCAAUGCCUUGAUCGACACCAUGAUCAAAAUGGGUGAUCCCGUGAUGGCCCGCCAACGUUGCCAGUUAUAUUUAAAUGCCUGCUGCAGCAGCACCAUGGAUCCAAGCAACCAUUUGGGCACAGUGCACGAGGCGGAUAUCGGACCCAUCGAUAAGAAAUUCGAGAGUGCUCUGCUUGGUUGCACUUUGGAUGAUCAGAAGAACAUUAAGAAGCGUUUACAGGCAUUGAUGGGCUAUCUGAAUAAGCAAACUGUUACCAAUUAAUUUCAAAGCUACUGUAGUUACAAAUAUCCAGCGAUAUAUGUUAGACACAUUUAUAAAAAUAAUAAUAAUAAUACGAUGUUAUGAGCGAAUGGGCGAAAAUACGAU